This is a messenger RNA of Clunio marinus, 342 nucleotides long. Lineage: Eukaryota; Metazoa; Arthropoda; Insecta; Diptera; Chironomidae. The record is from the annotation of a GenBank genome assembly.
AUGCGUGAAAUCGUGCACUUACAAGCUGGUCAAUGUGGAAAUCAGAUCGGCGCUAAGCCAUUGAAGAGAAAUUUCUUCAACAAUGAACAUUUUAGUAAAAUACAACGACAAAGAAGAGUAGAAAGGAAAGAAACAGUUAGUAAAUCUUUGCUGGAACUCGCCACAAUGCAGCACAAUCAGAUGAACUUUUCUUAUAAAUAUCCACGAACUGCCAUGCCUUGGGUUCUCUUCAAAAUGCUUUCAUUUCAUAUCUCAAUGAAAACAUUAAAUGUCGAAGCUUUCUUUAAACAGAAGAUAACAAUUCGCAGCAAAGACAAGCAGAAACAGGAAAUUUUAAAGUAA